AGGAUCGCACACUGGAAUAGCUACGUUUAUCCAGACCAAUGGCGAUGGCAAUGCGUUGCUCUUGCUUCCUUUCCCGCCCGAAUUCCCCGCGAUCUCCUCCCUCUGAUCAAUUAUUGAGGAAAGUCCAUGUUUCCGGGAAAAUACCUCAUAUUUCACUUCAUGUGAACAAUUUUGUUACGUUUUGUGAAGACAGCAUUGUCAAACCACUUGGGAUGCAGAACUUUUUGCCGGUUCUAAAAUGUCAGGGAAAUAUUGAGAUGAGAUCUCCAGUUUUGGCGUUUCUUUUAGCUAAUGUAUUUACAUUUUCCGCACCAUUGAAAGCUAUGGCUGAAACUUGCGAGGCUGAAAAUUCUGCUUUCAACAUGCCAAUACUUCUUUCUGUCGCCCUUGUAGGGGCUACUGUUGGAGGGUUACUUGCUCGGCAAAGAAGGGGAGAGUUGAAGCGAUUGAAUGAACAACUUCGCCAGAUUAAUGCAGCACUAAGAAGGCAAGCAAAAAUUGAGUCUUAUGCUCCCACCUUAAGUUAUUCUCCAGUUGGUGGAAGAAUACUUGAGAGCGAAGUUAUUGUUGAUCCAAGGAAGGAGGAGUUGAUCUCGCGAUUGAAGUCUGGAAAGAACUUUUUGAGAAAUCAAGACCCAGAGAAGGCGUUUGUGGAGUUUAAGACUGCUCUUGAGCUUGCUCAGGUUCUACAGGAUCCGACUGAGGAGAAGAAGGCUGCAAGGGGUUUAGGGGCUUCACUGCAGAGGCAGGGAAAGUACCGAGAAGCAAUCAAAUACCAUUCAUUGGUGUUGGCAAUCUCUGAACGAGAAGGAGAACAAUCAGGAAACACUGAAGCUUUUGGAGCAAUUGCUGAUUGCUACACUGAACUUGGGGAUCUUGAGAAAGCUGCCUACUAUUAUGAUAAGUACAUAGCGAGGCUGGAAACAGACUGAUCUAUUUGCAAUCACCGGUGGUUUUUGUUCCUUCAUAAUGUAGCCAAGUACUUAGUUUUCGUGAAUGGUUGAUAGAUGUUGAGUUGAGAAUAAUUGCAGAAUCGCAUCAUUCUCUGUGUUUAUUCUAUCUGAAUUCCGAAAUAUUACUUUCGAGCC
This is a messenger RNA of Cucurbita pepo subsp. pepo (vegetable marrow), 1088 nucleotides long. Its product is annotated as protein FLUORESCENT IN BLUE LIGHT, chloroplastic. The record is from RefSeq and is a predicted model, not a curated record. Gene Ontology annotation, molecular function: protein binding. NCBI's taxonomy places the organism in Eukaryota, Viridiplantae, Streptophyta, Magnoliopsida, Cucurbitales, Cucurbitaceae. Gene Ontology annotation, biological process: chlorophyll biosynthetic process.